Penicillium pulvis is the source of this 1182-nucleotide messenger RNA. RefSeq names its product phosphatase PAP2 family protein. Gene Ontology annotation, cellular component: inositol phosphoceramide synthase complex. Gene Ontology annotation, biological process: sphingolipid biosynthetic process; inositol phosphoceramide metabolic process. Gene Ontology annotation, molecular function: inositol phosphoceramide synthase activity. NCBI's taxonomy places the organism in Eukaryota, Fungi, Ascomycota, Eurotiomycetes, Eurotiales, Aspergillaceae. The coding region runs from base 1 to 1182 and encodes 393 amino acids. The record is from RefSeq and is a predicted model, not a curated record. The transcript has 3 exons.
AUGGCGACUUUCGCAAAUCUCACUGGCCGCGCUUCACCCGACCUAGGGAAGCCACAAAUGGCAUCUCACGCAUGGCUUGAGCCUAUUGUGGUUGUCAGUAUCAUGGUUGGAUCUUUAAUCGUGAACCGCAGAAGGAACUCCAACAGAAACUCACUGGAACUGCCACACUUUGAGCAUUUACACCGAGGUCGAGGUAGCUACGAUAUACUAGAGGACGGCGAUACCCAUAUCACCAACGAACUUCCUUCAAAUACCGAGAAUGUGUACGGCAUUACUAUCAAAACCCGAGACUCCUCCCGCUGGUCACACCACAUCCACAGUAGGAUCUUGCACAAAUUUCCAUUCUUGGUGGAAAUGUUCUACUGGAUUAUGAAUUAUUUGUUUUAUUCUGUGACCAAGAGCACGGCUCAGUGGUUGUCGCCGGCCCAGAUAGGAGUUGUCCAGGUUGCGCGAGACCACGCCAUCAACAUCCUCGACUUCGAACAACAAAGCGCCCGUUGGAUGUUCCCCAUCAAGGAAGUGGAUUUUCAAUCAUUUUUUAUCCAAAAUCACCCAUCAAUCUUGACUGUGUUCAAUCGAAUCUAUUCCUUGGUGCAUAUUCCGGGGACUGUGUUGUUCCUCUCUUGGUAUUACUACGCCGCGAAAGAACAUGAUUCCUUUGCUGUGGCUCGUCGAACUAUGACCCUUGGGAACUUUGUGGCCUUUUUAGUGUUCUGCGUCUACCCGUGCAUGCCCCCUCGGCUACUUCCCAAGUCCUAUGGAUUCUACGACACCGUCCGACAAGGGAAUGCCGAAAGUGUAUGGGUUGGUGGCGAAUCUGUGAACCAAUUCGCUGCCAUGCCCAGUCUACACUUUACAUAUGCGUUUGUGAUUGGCUGCACGUUUCUUUAUCAUUCUGGAGUGGUGCAAAGACUUUUUGGCAAGCCAACGAAGAAGUCAUGUCUGACUCAGAUUUCUUUCUUGGUGCUCUCUAUACUCUACCCGAUCCUCGUCCUGAGCGUUAUUGUUGCUACCGCCAACCAUUACUGGUUGGAUGCUGUCGUGGCCAUUUUCUCGGUUACCCUAUGCUUUCGCUUCAACCGGGUUCUUUUACUCUUUCUUCCUGUCGAAUAUGCAAUUUGCUGGGCUUUGCGACUAACAAAGCCUGUUCAUACCACCGGUGAGAGGGCAGAUAAACGAUAA